CGAGCAGGGUGGCGCAAGUGGUGCACCGUGACUGUACAUAAAGACCAUAGUUUUCAACUGAGCUCUUCGUCCUUAGCUUGAAGCAGGAUAACACAUUCUUUUCUCAUUUUCAAAACCCACUGCACUCUCUCUCACUUCGAUCCCUUCGCGUCAAGUAUUUUUCGAAUUCAAAUUUGGAUUAAAUCGACUUUAAUCCCCAAAUACAAUGAAAUUCACGAAUACUCUCUUCGCCGCUGGCGCAUUUAUUGUUUCUGUCUCUUCCAUGCCCGUUCGACGUGAUGUCGAUCCCAACUUGAUUCCCCAGUUUGGACUCGCGGCUGGCAUAAAUCCAGACGGCACAGGAAAUUGUGAUGGAGUUGACGGACCAAACGGUCAACCCAUCUUGAUCCCUUGUUCUUGUCCUCCCAACCGCGACACUUUCAUCACCGACCUUAACGCCAAUGUUGCAGCAGGCCACGCUGUGAACAACCCGAGCGUUGCAGUUUCUUUUCCUUCAGAUAACUCGCAAGCGUCUCAACUUGCCCGCAUUGACGCCGCACUCGUCACACUACAGAAUUUGAACGGAGCCGGAGUCGGAUGCCCCGCUUCAUCUACUACCUUUGUAGCGCAGCAGGCAGCUAUUCAAGCUGGUACAAGUGAUGUUGCCGCUGCGUCAACAUCUGGCGUAGCUGCUGCUGCUCCUACUUCUGCUGCUGCCACUGCUAGUUCCACCGCUCCAGCUACCGGUGGUGUAGAUGCUUCACUCGUUCCCGAAUUCGGCGUUACAGCAGGCCAAAGCCCGGAUGGUACUGGAAACUGCAUCGGAAUUAAUAACAUUAAAAUCCCUUGUAGCUGCCCUCCGGACCGGGACACAUUCAUCGCCGUAAGUACUGAGAUCCCGUAUUCCCUCAGCUCUGAUGUUCCUCCAUCAUUUAGGACUUGAACGCCAACGUUGCCGCUGGACAUGCCACCAAUAACCCUAGUGUCUCCUUGUCAUUCCCUACUGGUAACACCAAUGCAGACGCAGCAGCCCGUAUUGAAGCCUCUAUCGUGACCUUGCAAAACUUGAACGGACCCGGUGUAGGUUGUCCAGCGGCCUCCA
Messenger RNA from Lentinula edodes (shiitake mushroom), 1081 nucleotides. RefSeq lists its product as uncharacterized. The record is from RefSeq and is a predicted model, not a curated record. NCBI's taxonomy places the organism in Eukaryota, Fungi, Basidiomycota, Agaricomycetes, Agaricales, Omphalotaceae. The transcript is spliced from 6 exons. The coding region runs from base 206 to 922 and encodes 238 amino acids.